Messenger RNA from Phragmites australis (common reed), 831 nucleotides. RefSeq names its product pathogenesis-related protein PRB1-2-like. The record is from RefSeq and is a predicted model, not a curated record. Lineage: Eukaryota; Viridiplantae; Streptophyta; Magnoliopsida; Poales; Poaceae. Bases 95 to 595 code for a protein of 166 amino acids. Gene Ontology annotation, cellular component: extracellular region. The transcript has a single exon.
ACUCGGACAUCACAACGCUGCACAGUCACGUACUUGCACACACAUCUCAUUAGAAUUUCCGAUCCACCCAGUGCAAAUUGAGCUAGCGAUAGGUAUGGAGACACCCAAGAUGGCAGCAGUAGCCUUUGUACUCGUGGUCACCAUGGCCACGACCUCCAUGGCUCAGAACCCGGAUCAGGAAUUCGUGGCGCUGCACAACGCCGCCCGUGGUGAGGUAGGUGUUGGCGAUGUGGUCUGGGAUCAUACUGUCGCGGCGUUCGCACGGGCCUACGCGGCUAGACGUGCCGGUGACUGCAAGCUCGGGCACUCUGACGAUCACAAGACCAUGGGCUACGGUGAGAAUGUUUACGUGGGACCAGCCGGCAAGGACUGGACGGUGGCGGAGGCCAUGGAGAUGUGGGUGAACGAAAGGCAGAAUUACGACAACGUCAGCGGCAGAUGCAUGCCGCAGAAGAUGUGCGAGCACUACAUGCAGGUGGUGUGGCGCAGCACGACGGCCAUUGGCUGCGCGCGCGUCAAGUGCGACAAUGGUGGCGUCUUCAUCACCUGCAACUAUGCCCCAGCGGGCAAUGUCCCUGGACAGCGUCCGUACUAGCGACUUGCUACUUCAAGUGCUAUUAUAAGAUACAAAUAGCUAUGUUGUGUGUAUUCAUAGUAAUAUGUCAAUCGAUGCUAUCUCGAUGUAAUACGUAUGUUUGCUCUCUGCAUGCUUGAUGCCUGCAUAUACUUUAUGCAGUCACCUUUGUUUUAAUAAAGAAAUCAUGCAAAUGUAACAUAAAUGUGCUCUGUAUCUUAAAGCAGGGAAUAAAUAAAGAAAAUUGCUAUUUCUUC